Messenger RNA from Neurospora hispaniola, 1535 nucleotides. Its product is annotated as UbiA prenyltransferase family-domain-containing protein. Gene Ontology annotation, cellular component: membrane. Gene Ontology annotation, molecular function: transferase activity, transferring alkyl or aryl (other than methyl) groups. The transcript is spliced from 2 exons. The coding region runs from base 240 to 1277 and encodes 345 amino acids. The record is from RefSeq and is a predicted model, not a curated record. NCBI's taxonomy places the organism in Eukaryota, Fungi, Ascomycota, Sordariomycetes, Sordariales, Sordariaceae.
AUUUGAUCGUUAUGUCCAGAUUAUCGUUAUACCUCUCUGAUCGUGAAUUGCCGACUUGACUGUAUCUGUUGAGCAGGCCAGGACGAGCGGGUUGGGCAUGCCCUUUUCUCUUUGCAUAAAUAGACAGAGGUCAGACCUUUCUCCACGGUCAUAACUUGGUCUGCGGUACGGCAAGCUCCUUCUCACAUUCCCAAGAGUCAAGACUCAAGAGACAAUCCACAAGAGACAGCCAGCCCACCAUGUCUACGACUCUUCACAACAAGCCAAUUCCGGCUCUAGGACGUCUUUGGUCCAUGUUCGGCACCGGAUCAUGGCACCCAAGCACUUCAACCCCCAAGCUCAAGGCAGAUGAUGACGACGUAGAUUCCCGUUCCCCGGAAUCCCCCAUCCAAAAGCCCCUUCUCCCCGCUGAAAGCCUCAUGGGGAACGUAUCCGCCAUGAUCCGCAUCAUCUGGACCUUCACCAAGAACGACCUCUUUACCUUCUCCCUCCAAUGCGUCCUCUUCGGCCAAGCCCUCUCCCGGCUCCCGGGUAGCUGUCUCUUCCAGUUCAUGAGCCAGCUCCUUGUCAACCUCGACAACCAGCGUGAGCCCGCCUCGGUAAUUGAGGACAGCAUCAACAAGCCAUGGCGGCCCAUUCCCUCGGGCAUGAUCACGGCCGACCAAACCCGCCGCCUGCUCCUUUGCCUGGUCCCAGUAUACUUGGCCCUCGGCUAUGCCCUGGGCGUUUGGAACAUUGCAUUGCUCAUCGUCAUCGCCGUCUUUAUCUACAACGACCUCGGCGGCUCCGGUGAGCUUGUGGUGCGGGACAUCGUGCUGGGCAUCUCGUACAUUAUCUACCAGAUGGGGCCGCUGCGAAUCGCGCUCGGGUCGGGAGAGUACCGUGCGGACAUGGCGGGGGAUCUCGUCAGCCCGAGGGGAUACGCCUGGGCGGCCAUGAGCGGCUUGCUCGUCGUCACGACCGUGCCCAUUCAGGACAUCAAGGACCAGGAGGGCGACCGGCAGCGGGCAAACCGCAAGACGAUGCCGCUUAUUAUUGGCGACGCGGCAACGCGCUAUUACCUGGCUGUGACCAUUCCGUUUUGGGCGGUGGUGGGAACGCUGUUUUGGGGGACGCCGGUAUGGUAUGCGGUGCCUCUUGUGGCGUAUGGGUUAUACAUUUCGUGGCGGCUGCUGGUCAAGAGGAAUCUGGUGGAUGAUGAGGCGAGUUGGAGGAACUGGACUCGGUGGCAGCUGCUUGCGUAUGCGUUGCCUGCUGUGAGCGCACUGACAGAGUAAGCGGGGACAAUUAGGGAGAGGUGAUCGUAGAGACUAUUACAAGGUACUGUGGGAAAAUGACCAGGGAGGGACUUGCAUGUUACGGAUAGGGCAAGAGAUUGGAUCAUGACAUGAACGGAAUGAAUGGAAUGACUAGGAGGAAUGAAAGGGGAUCAGGACCAUAACGAUUAAAGAAGACGGAAGGGUCAAGAAAAGACAAACAAUGGAUUUAUGAAACCUUCAUGAAUGAAUAAAGUCACACAACAGUAUUUUCCCCUA